CUUGUUUUCUGUCUCUAGCAGUAGAGAUGAGCAGCACUAAGACAGAAGUACCCAUUUUAUCAAGUGGAGAAGAAUCUGAUAUUUCAACAUUAUUUAAUAAGUUCACAACUUGCUGUGAGGAAUCAUUAAAAGAAUUGAAUGAAACUUCUGAUGUUGAUGAAGAUGACCUGACAAAGCUCAAAGUGUCAUUUUUGGAGCAGUGUUUCACUCAUCUUGAAGAACAGAAUGCUGCUCUCAUUUCAACAUUCACCCAGCUGGAACAAGAAACUCGUCAGCAUGCUGAAGUACUCAACAGCCGCCUCCAGCCCUGUGCUGAAUCAGCUCGGAAUCUCAUGGUUUCUCUUCAACAUUUUGAUGAUGAUUUUAAUGCAGAUGACUUUUAUGUGCCAAAUGAAUCAGAAUCAAUUGAUAGUGAAAUAAAGGAAGAUCCUUGUAGUAAGGAAAAUGGUGAUUCAGGUUAUGUUGGAGAUGGUGAAGAAGACACUUGUAUCAAGAGCCAUGAAAGUCUCUUGGAAUCCAUGACUUCAAGCUGGAAUGGGAGUGAUGUUGAGAACAGAUCACGGCAUGAUGAAAGGGAUUCAGAGGACAUGAAGAUAUGGAGUGAUGAAAUUAGAAGACUUCAUUCUCAACUAGCUGGUGUGACUCAUGAACGAGAUCAGGCACUAGAGGAAGUACUCCAAAGGGAUAGAGUGAUAGUUCACUUGGAGUCAAGCAUUAGUGAGCUUCAUCACCAUAUAGCUAUGAAGGAGCUGGAGGUUCACACCCUUCAACAGCUUCUAUCUUCUGAACAGAACAUUGAGGAACAUGGAGAUGAAGGAGGAGAUGAGUCAAAACUGAAGCUGCAGUUUCAAGAUGUUCAAGAAGAGAAUGAACAUCUUCGUUCCCAAUUGAAUGCAUACAAGCUUGAGGUCUUGAAUCAGCAAAAAACUAUUGGAGCUCUUCAAGACACAGUGGAAAGUUUGAAGAGAAAAGAAACAGCCACUGCUUCAAGUGAGCUGGACGAAUUCUUGGAGCUUCCUGUACGAAUGAGAGUAGACAAGUCAAGCAGUGGUACAUUGGAAAGGACCAAGAUUGAACCAAAGAACCAUCUACAUUUUUCAGGAAUGAUGAACCCAGUGUACAGUAAACAUAUGGACAUGCAUCAAAUUCAGAUUCAGCAAGAAUGUCUCCACCUCCAAGCUAAACUGCAUGAAUUAGAGCAAACCUUGUCAAGAAAGGAGAUGGAGUUACAUGUUCAUGCCAUUCGAUGCCAAAAGAUGGAAAAAUUGCAAAUGGAGUAUGCCACUUUAAUGAAGAAACACAUGGAGCUGUGCACAGAACGAGAAGAUUUGGAAUUUGAAUGCAAACAAUUGCAGUGGCAGUUGGAGGAACUGCAGCAUGUGAAACAGAGGGUUUCUACCCUCCAGGGCAAUUUGGAACAAGCAAGAAGGAGCCUUUCAUCAUGCCGAAAGGCCAAGGAUACAGCAGACAUGGAGAAAGAAUCUCUACAAGUCAGAAGUAUGCAGUUGGAAGAUAUGCUCCAGAAGGAGAGAAAUUCUGCAGAGUGUCUACAUCUCAAGGUGAAUGAACUCCAGGCAAGGUUGAAGCAAGCAGAGAUUGCAGUGAAUGUUUCUGAAGAUCGGUUGUGCCAAAAGCUCCUCGAGAAAGAGAAUGCAGAGGUGGAAAUCUCCAAACUCCAGGCAGCUUUCAGCUCACUCUCCCGACAGAUGGAGCUGUCUGCAAAAGAAAAAUAAUGGAAGCCAGGGAUUUUCUUCCACUGUUUUUUUCUGCUGUUUUUUCACUGGAUUAUUCAUCCUAAAUUUGCAUUGAGGCC
This is a messenger RNA of Darwinula stevensoni, 1813 nucleotides long. The record is from the annotation of a GenBank genome assembly. NCBI's taxonomy places the organism in Eukaryota, Metazoa, Arthropoda, Ostracoda, Podocopida, Darwinulidae.